AUGACGACGCCACAAAGUGUGGUAAAAUUUACGCCAACUGCAUCCAUGUUGACUUCUCUCGCAGAAACGGCCGAUCGAAAUAAUAUUUCAAAAGAUGGAAAGAUUAUACUUCCCGAAGAGGAAUAUAUGGCAUAUGCUGAUUAUAUUAUUAAACGAGAUUAUUAUCCUGAUUUAUUAACCAUGGUCGGAACAGAUCGGGAAUUAAAUUAUUCGCUUGAUGAGUUUUUGAGAAAAUACACUAGCGAAGAUAAUGCAUCGUUUGAUGAAAUUAUGGAAAAGUGGAAAAUGAAAAACAAAGCAAUCGUUGAGAAAAUUUAUGAAAAGAAUGCAAAAUCAAAUGUCAAUAGAGUGCUUCUACCUGCUCUCACAAAUACUAAUAAUCAAAUCAAAGCAAUUACAAAUGAUAGCUCUUCAUUAUUAAUGUUAGAAUCCAAAGUUGGAUCCAGCAGUGACAAUACUCAAUUGGUUACUCGCAUCAAUGAAUCAAAAUCAUCAGAAGAAAUUGCAAAAUUUAAAUUUGAUGAAGACUCUGAAGUUGAACAGUACAAAAAUAACUUGAUGUUUUAUCCGUCUGGUAUUUCAAAGCUUGAACCCACCAAUUCAACAGCUACAGAAUCAAUUAUCAAACAUUCUGGGACUAGAAUUUCUGAGACUGUGGUGAAAAAGAACGAAAGUCUCACAAAAUCAUUGAGUACAAUUAAACAGUAUGAUUUAGAUAAUGCCACCGAAGAUCCUCAACAAACAUUGGAAAACAUUAAUAGAGAGUUAAAUCGAUCAAGUAGUGAAACUCCUUCAAUCAACGGAAUACAAUUAGAAACCACUCCAAUCAUUCAUCCAACAGCAUCCACUGAAAUCAUGACAUGGGGUACAAUCGAAUCAUCUCCAUUCAGAGUUCCAGAAACACCAAAACGUGAAAUACUUUCACAGCAACUUGCCUCCAAAGCAAGCAAAAACAUUAGACUUCGAGAAAGUUCAACACCAAAUCAAACCUACUCCUACAAUCGAACACCUUCAUCCUCACGAUCCUUUCUAACUCCUUCCAUGAGUCCACAUACUCCCUCUUCAUCUCCUUUGACCAUGAAACAACAAUUCAAUUCUCUCUCUAAUGCUGCGCAACGUCUUGCAAGACGUCAUUUAAAGACUGCAAUGUCGUCAAGUUCUUCCUCCUCGUCGAUGAAUUCACCCCUUAAUGAUUUGGAAAUUUCUUCAAAAAAGAGAAAGACAGAAAGACCUGAGAAAGAGUAG
This is a messenger RNA of Naegleria fowleri, 1245 nucleotides long. RefSeq lists its product as uncharacterized. The coding region runs from base 1 to 1245 and encodes 414 amino acids. Gene Ontology annotation, cellular component: catalytic step 2 spliceosome. NCBI's taxonomy places the organism in Eukaryota, Heterolobosea, Eutetramitea, Acrasida, Naegleriidae. The record is from RefSeq and is a predicted model, not a curated record. The transcript has a single exon.